Saccostrea echinata is the source of this 3786-nucleotide messenger RNA. RefSeq names its product WASH complex subunit 5-like. Gene Ontology annotation, cellular component: endosome; WASH complex. Bases 142 to 3642 code for a protein of 1166 amino acids. NCBI's taxonomy places the organism in Eukaryota, Metazoa, Mollusca, Bivalvia, Ostreida, Ostreidae. The record is from RefSeq and is a predicted model, not a curated record. Gene Ontology annotation, biological process: regulation of actin nucleation; actin filament polymerization; endosome fission. The transcript is spliced from 28 exons.
GAGAACCAAAAAAUAUAAAGUUUGUAGGAUGAAUAUUUGAUCUACUUAUUUCUUUUUCAUUAGAUGAUUAAUCUAAGAAAGAGUUACGAAUACGCCCCCUGGUGAAAGUGAAAGUAGAAUUUCUUCAACUAGGGUGAAGCGAUGGCAGACUAUCUGGCAGAAAACAAUCCCUGUGGACAAAAUAUAUUGCGGUUAGCUUCAAGAGGAAACGCAAUUAUUGCCGAGCUGCGCCGUUUAGCGGAGUUUAUACCCCCAGUGUUUAAAUUAGAAACACAGCAAGACAGACUAAGAUAUGGAGAUAUCAUAUUUGAUUUUGCAUAUUUUAAAAGCCAAGAGUAUUACGACAACAAGAUAGACAGCAAGCCUGAACUCCAAGAUUUAGAUGAAGAAUUUCGCGAGAAUCAUAUUGAUAUAUUGACCAGAUUUUACCAAGCAUUUGCCAGUGUUCAUAAAUAUGUUGUGGAUUUAAACAGAUUUUUGGAAGAUUUGGAUGAAGGAGUUUACAUUCAGCAGACAUUAGAAAGUGUUCUUUUAAAUGAUGAUGGAAAACAAUUAAUGUGCGAAUCCCUCUUUCUUUAUGGCGUAAUGCUGAUCAUCAUAGAUAACAAGAUUGAGGGAACAGUAAGGGAGCGGAUCCUAGUUUCUUACUACAGAUAUAGUGCUCAGAAGGCAGCAGCAGGUGACUCUAACAUAGACGAUGUCUGUAAGCUGUUAUGUAGUACAGGAUUCCAGAACACUGCCACCGCCAGGAGGCCACCAAAUUACCCAGAAUCCUAUUUCAACCGAGUUCCCAUAAACCCUGAGUUUGUGAACAUGGUGAUUGGUCGUUUACGUUCAGAUGACAUUUACAAUCAGAUCUCAGCUUACCCCCUCCCUGAGCAUCGGUCCACAGCAUUAGCCACACAGGCCAGCAUGCUCUAUGUCAUCCUCUACUUUGACCCCGAAAUUCUUCACAACCAGCAGGCAAAAAUGAGGGAAAUUGUUGAUAAACACUUCCCAGAUAACUGGGUGAUAGGUGUUUACAUGGGUAUGACUGUUAAUUUACUCGAUGCCUGGGCACCAUACAGAGCAGCCUGCACGGCCCUAAACAACACGUUAGAAGUCUCCAAUGUCCGAGAACAGUCUGUGAAAUAUGCCACUAAAAUGCAGAAGUUGAUGGCUCCCCUUGACAAGUACCUCAAGGAAGGGGUGUUGACAGAAGAAUUUGUUUUGGAUAACAUUCCCAAGAUGAUGAAUGUUCUCAGGGACAGUAAUGUAGCUCUACGCUGGCUGAUGUUACAUAGCUCAGGACUCUCACCAAGUGCUGAGCAAAAUAAGAGAUGUAAAGCUCUCAGAGAGCAAGUCAUGGUGGAUUCCAAGUACAACCCUCUGGCUGUGUUCCAGCUUCUGCUCAACACUGGGCAGUUUGAAUUUAAACUCAAGGAGAUGUUCAAGCAAAUGUUGGUAGACAAACAGCAGAAGUGGGAAGACCAUAAGAAAGAAGGCAGCGAACGAAUGGCUGAGCUUGGUGAAGUAUUCUCCGGAACUAAACCACUCACCAGAGUCGAAAAGAAUGACAAUUUACAAGCAUGGUUCACAGAAAUGGCUAAGCAGAUUUCCUCCCUUAAUUAUGAUGAUUCCACAACGGCAGGACGUAAGAUUGUCCAGCUGAUUCAGGCUCUGGAGGAGGUCCAGGAGUUCCAUCAACUGGAGAGUAACCUGCAGGUCAAGCAGUUUCUAGCAGACACCAGAAAAUAUCUACAUCAGAUGAUUAGAACCAUCAACAUUAAAGAGGAGGUCCUCAUAACGGUUCAGAUUGUAGGAGAUCUGUCCUACGCCUGGGACAUCAUGGAUAGUUAUACAAUGUAUAUGCAGCAAGGCAUCAAAAAGGAUCCUUCUCUAGUCAUAAAACUCAGAGCAACAUUUCUUAAGAUGGCUUCAGCUCUAGAUCUACCACUUCUGAGAAUUAACCAAGCCAACAGUCCAGAUCUACUCAGUGUGUCUCAGUACUACUCAGGGGAACUCGUGGCUUAUGUCAGAAAAGUGUUACAGAUCAUUCCCCAGACCAUGUUUGGACUUCUAGCUAAAAUCAUAAACCUGCAGACGACACAGAUCAAAGAAGUUCCCACUAGACUGGAGAAGGAUAAAAUGAAGGAGUAUGCUCAACUGGAUGAAAGAUAUGAGGUAGCCAAGCUCACACAUGCUAUAUCCGUUUUUACUGAGGGAAUUUUGAUGAUGAAAACAACACUUGUUGGUAUAAUAAAGAUAGAUCCUAAGCAACUCUUAGAAGAUGGAAUUCGCAAGGAGCUUGUACAACAGGUGGCUAUGGCUCUACACAGAGGGCUAAUGUUUAAUCCAAGGGCUAAGGUGAGUGAGCUGAUGCCUCGCCUUCAAGGCCUUGGGGAAACUAUGGAUGGAUUCCGAAGGUCAUUUGAGUACAUUCAGGACUAUGUCAACAUUUACGGUCUGAAGAUUUGGCAGGAGGAAGUGUCCAGAAUCAUCAAUUACAAUGUAGAGCAAGAGUGUAACAGCUUCCUCAGGACAAAGAUAUUGGACUGGCAGAGUGUUUAUCAGUCCACUGCCAUACCUAUCCCCAGAUUUUCUCCUGUCGAUGAAAGUGUAAACUUCAUUGGGAGACUGGCCAGGGAAAUUAUUAGGAUCACAGAUCCAAGAAUCACUGCAUAUAUUGAUCAAAUGAAAGCCUGGUAUGAUGUAAAAACCAAAGCCGAACAAGUCAACAGAACACUGUUUCAGAUGUUACAGAAGUCAGUUGGGAGUUUUGGUCUGGCAGGACUAGACCGUUUACUGUGUUUUAUGAUGGUGAAGGAGCUUCAGACUUUCCAGAUGAUGUGUACUAGACUACUAAACAAUGCCAAAGACAGACAAUAUCACGACCUAAUGGAUGCAUUCUCCAAGAGUCUGGGCAAUGUCAAGACUCUCGUAGCUCAUCCACAGAAGGUCUACCCUAGUAUGAUGUCAAAAGUAACCAGAAUUUGGCCAGCAUUUCUUGAUAUUAUCCUGAAGGUAGGACAGAUGCAGCUACUGAGGAGGCAGAUCCAACAUGAGUUAAGCACGUCCUGCAAGUUCGACUCAAAAAUAUUUUCAAGUGCCCUUCAAACCAUGAAUGAUGCCCUUAUAGCAGACAUUGAGAGGCAUUACCAGGAUCCAACUUUACCCUAUCCCAAGGAAGAGAACCCUCUGAUGUUUGAAUUAACGUCUUAUUUAGAAUCAGCUGGUUUUCAUGAUCCAUUACAGAAGAUAUAUGUUACCACAAAACGGCUUCCAUUUUUUUCUUUCUUCAACUUUCUGUUAGUGAUAUCCCAUCUUCCAAAGCUCACAUACAGCAGAACUAUCAGUGGACUGGUCAGUAAGAAGGCGACUGACCACCUGGAUGCCCCACCCUUUGUGAUUGGUUGUCUGACUUUGUUGAAGCAGUACCACAAGGAGAAUACAGACAUAUUUUUAGCCUUUCUGGGACAGUAUGUCAGGUCACAAGUGGAUGCUUUGCCAGGGUCUAAGACACAGGAAGGGUCCCAGGAUGUCCUGAAUGCCCUAGUUUUCCUGGAAGACUUUAUUUAUUUCAGUGGACUAUCAAGAAAGGUGAUUGAGGCCCACGUUCCAAGUUAUCUGUUUGACGAGUACAGGAGUCAGUUUGCACCUUGAGAAAAACGUGUGAUAAACAGAAGUGUGUGCAAUAAGAGACUGCAAUUGUUACCAGACAAUUUAUAUUUUAUAUUUUCUAUAUUGUUAUAUAUAGAUAUUUCAUGAAUAUAUUUGCAAGAAAGAUAUUAAAUAAUACAAGAAUUG